AUGGGUGAAGAAAAUAAGGCAAUUCCCAAUAAUUCGAGCGAGAAAGUCCAUCAAGAGAUCUCCUCGGAAGAUCUUAGGGAGGUUGCUCCCUCUCCUGUUCCUCCGCCGCCGCCUCCUAGACCUGAAGAUAAACCCGUUAUGAAUCCCAUCUACAACUCUACUUCCCCAACAGCCACGAUUUUAUUUAUAAGACAAGCUGAACUCUGGAGGUCACCUGGAAUGAACAUGCACACAGAUGUGUUUUCAAGCACGCCGGUUCAAUUCAAAUCAAGAAUUGACACCUCAGACUCCACCAUCUGGCCUGGGAUAAUUGAGGACUCGAACAAUGACUAUAUCCGGAGUGGUAAGGUGAAGCACGUUGAGACCGCAAUAUUGGAGGGGAUUCCCAAGGCGCAUCGUGGGUUGGUAUACUUGAAGACAGCUCAAGUGAAGACCCAUAUCGAUAACACUAGUUACACGAGUCUUUUGAAGCGCGCCAGAACGUCGCUUCUGAACGAGGACAGAGCUCUUUUGGACAGUCAAGGUUUGAGUGAGGAGGUGAAAGAACUUCUCCUGGUGUUCACGUUUUGUACACGAGAAGUUAUGCCGGAAAGCUCGACGGAACUGAUUCCAAGUAGCUUCAUUCUCAAGAUCAGCCCCAUUUUGGCCUUGAUUCCUGAGUUGAGUAACCAAGAAAUCCUAGCUUUAUUGUUUAAGUUCAACUUAUUGAACAGUCGCCUUCACAAAGAUGAAUUUUACUACAAGUUGAGUCGUACUUUAGAGGAAUUGGUUCCAGAUUUGUUUGUUCACAUUUCAAAGCAAGGCAUAAAUCUUUCGGAUUUCUACAAGUUGCUUCUUCACAGUAUCUUUGAUGUGGUGAGCGAUCCAGAUUUGAUUGCCAAAUUCUUUGACUUUUUCCUCUUCGAAGGGUUUGAUUUCUACCAUCGUGUGUUUGGUGCACUCUUUAAAGAGCAGGAGCUGCGAAUCAGGGCUCUUUCCGGGGAUGAGAUGAACGAGCUUUUCUUUUCAAAUGACUUUCUAAAAGGUUUGAACGAGGAUACCAUUGCGCACGCAUUGGAAGUCGAGCCCCUGUUGAUCAAGUUUGAGAACGAGUUCCAUCUAAUGAGCGCCAACGCCAUGAGUGGAAACUACAAUGAGCUUUCGAACCUCAAGGAAGCCAAUGAGGAUCUUAUCUUCAAGAUGAAACAAAUGAAACAGAAGAUGGACAGUCUUAAGAAUACCCAAGAUGAGAUAUUGGAGCAGCACAAGGACUAUACGCAACAGCUUCGCGAAGCGAAACACAAGCGGGAGCAGCUUGAAGAGAAGAAGAGGCAGUUGCAAGAGAAGUAUGCGCAUUUGACGAUGAAGGAGAAUCUUCACAACACGAUCAAGGCCAACGAGGUAAUCUCCCGACAAAACCUCGAGAUGGUGGACCAGAUCACCGCUCUUGAGAGGCAGGUGGCUGCCAAGCGGAUCAAGCUAGGUGACACGGCAGAAGCUGCAGCAAAGUGA
Molecule: messenger RNA, 1491 nt
Organism: Candidozyma auris
Lineage: Eukaryota; Fungi; Ascomycota; Pichiomycetes; Serinales; Metschnikowiaceae
Exons: 1
Coding region: 1-1491 (496 amino acids)
Source: RefSeq, a predicted model, not a curated record